Ambispora leptoticha is the source of this 309-nucleotide messenger RNA. NCBI's taxonomy places the organism in Eukaryota, Fungi, Glomeromycota, Glomeromycetes, Archaeosporales, Ambisporaceae. The record is from the annotation of a GenBank genome assembly.
AUGAGUUUCUCAAGCGACUAUGGCCUUUCUUCUUCCACCUCUUCCACCACCAUGGAAGGUCGAAAGAAGGCUGUCAUGGAUCAAGUUCGAAGUGAACUUGCUUAUGCGAAUUUGCAAGAAAUCGUUACUAAAAUCAAUGAAAAAUGUUUUGCCAAAUGUAUUUCAAAACCAGGUCACUCUUUAGAAAAUAGUGAAAAACAAUGCGUUGCAAAAUGUAUGGAUCGAUAUAUGGAAUCAUGGAAUAUCGUAUCACGAGCAUACUUGUCACGAGUUCAGCGUGAAAGUCAGUUACAAGGGGGGAGUUUAUAG